Molecule: messenger RNA, 3039 nt
Organism: Dichotomopilus funicola
Lineage: Eukaryota; Fungi; Ascomycota; Sordariomycetes; Sordariales; Chaetomiaceae
Exons: 3
Coding region: 1-3039 (1012 amino acids)
Biological process (GO): positive regulation of translation; mRNA stabilization
Cellular component (GO): cytoplasmic stress granule; cytosol
Molecular function (GO): RNA cap binding
Source: RefSeq, a predicted model, not a curated record
AUGUCGGCUGCGACUUUUUCCUACGCGCAAGCCGCGCGAGGCCGCACCAUUUCCCAGCCAACCCCUCAAGAGACAUCGAGCCCUGCCCCAUCGACGACUGGUUCGCAGGUGAAGGAUGACGCUUCCACCGGCGCCACAUCAGGAACGGCCCCAUCGGUCGUGUCGACCGCACCAGAUAUUCGGGACACCGAGCAUUUGGGCUCGACCUCCGCCGAGGCUGGGUUGAAGCAGGACUCGGAAAUCGCAUCUGUGGCUGGUUCCCAUUCUUCCGCCCCAUUCCCCGCCGAGCCGUCCAGCAAGACGGCCAAUGAAGCCGGUACAACACCCGCCGACUCCCAAAGACGGGCCCAGAGCCAAGGUGAAGAAAAGGCGUCCCGUCCGGCUAGCCGAACCUCCCGGGUUAACGACAGCACGGAGGGUAGAAAGGGCCGGAAGGGCAAGAAGGGUCGCGGUAGCGACAAAGAUGCGCCCAAUGAACAACAGCAGGAAGAGGAAGCCGAGAAGGCAAAAGAGCCCCCGAAGCCGGUCAUUCUUACCGAGGCCCCGCUUCCGACUGUGAAUCCUUGGGCAAAGCGCAUAGAAGCUCGGGGGGCCAUGGUGUCGGCCUCAGCUGACGCUGUAUCGAAACAGAGCACCUCAUUAGAGGCGGCCACCCCUCGUGAUGCCACCAACGGCAUCAAUGGAGACAAGUCGGCUCACAAGAAGUCAGUGGAAACAUCACGGCCCACUGACCAAGCUUCGCGCCGCAACGGGCCUCGUGGUAGCCGUGCCACCGACAAAGACGACAAGACUUCAGCUGCCUUACCCCCCGCCGCCGACCCCUCGUCGUGGCCCGAUCCGAAAUCAGCUGCUGUGCGGGACCAGUUGAGUCGCAAGGUGUCGGAGAAGACGGAUGCAGCGGAGAAGGACAGCCUGGACGAAGCUGGCCCGACGCGCAAGAAGACAUGGGAGAAGCUCGACAUUGUGCACUCGGUUGUUUUCGAGACACAGCUUCCCCAGCUCCGCGGCAACAAGCCCCGCAGUAGCGCCCCGCGUGGUGGCCGCGAAGGAGGCUCAAUGAGGGGCAACAACCACUCGAACGCCGCUGCUGGCACCACCCCUCAGCCGGCUGCUGGCUCAGCCAGCGACAAGGCCUCUCCUGCUCAAAGCGCCUCGGGACCAAAGCCCACCGCCACUCGCCCCCGUGAGGGCAGUGUUGCUACCCGUACCGGCACUCAGUCUCAGCCGCCGCACACGUCGAAGCGUGCUCCGACCGACGGCGCUUCGCGCGAACAGCGCAAGGCACCUGUGUUGGGGAACCCGGCAGACCAGAGCCGUGACAUUGGUCUCGACGCCUCAUCUUCCUCCAAGAGAGCUAGCGCGACACGAGAUAUCCGGCUUGAGAACGGGUCUCUCAACCUGGAGAACGGACAAUCAGGGACUCGCAGCCUACCACAAGAGCGCAACAACUUCCAACGAGGCGAGUAUCUCAAAGAUGGCACACAUGGCCAGUCCUAUCCAGCACGCGACGGCCGUCCCGACCGCGGCCGUGGUGGCUCCUACCGUUCUCGCGGGAACCACAGCAACUCGCAACAUAUCCCGUCGGGGUCGUACGCUCCCAACGGCCAUUACCCAGCUACGAACGGAUUCCAGUCUCGGCAGAACUCCAACACCCAUAGCCCCCCGCCUUUCUCAGGCCAGUUCCCUGCGUCCUUUGGUCAGCCGUCGAGGGGACGAGGCAACAAGUGGACCGGCUCUAACCAGCCAAACAACCGCAACAACGCGGGUGCUACGGGAUUCCCGCCCAAGGCCGCUCCUGCAAAUGAUUAUGCGGUCGGCCAGUACCCACCGUACAUGUACUCACCGAUCUUUGACGCCUCGGUCCCAAUCCUGAAGUCUCAGAUUGAGUAUUACCUCUCCGUGGAGAAUCUUUGCAAGGACUACUACCUCCGUCAGCACAUGGACGGGCAGGGAUUCGUUCACCUUGCAACCAUCGCAUCCUUCAAGCGCAUCAAGGCCGUCACCGAGGACGUGGAGCUGGUCCGCCUAGCCUGCUCACUUUCCGACUCAAUUGAAUUUGGUGUCGGCGAUGACAAUAUUGAGCGUUUGCGCACGCGCGAGAAGUGGCAGCACUUCGUCCUUCCGGCCGCUGAGCGGGCCGAACCCUACCGCAACGAUGGCCCUGCCACCUGGACUCCCUAUGCCAAACCGGAGACCCAGUUCGCCGCGCCUUACCCGGGCCCGGUAAUCCCUCCGCCGUACCACACUCCCGCUUCCGCCAGCUACCCGGCCUUUUCCGAUGACCAGAUCUAUGCGCCGUCCUUUGUCAACGGCGGCGCGUACGACCACUCAAUUAACGGCGGUGCGGUCAACGGUCACCACCAGGGAAACCACGAGACGCCACUGUCUGCGGGUGUGCCGGAAUAUGCCCCCCCGCAGUCGCCGAUCACUCUGGAGAACAUGACCAACCUUCCGGAUUCCCAACUGGGCAGGUUGACGGUGGUCUUGAGCCUCGAUGACAAGACAAACUCAGCUUCUCCCGAUGUCGCUGACAUUGCCGGUUAUGUUUUGGGCUCCGUCGGCUCCCCUGAGGCUCCCAGUGUGAAUGGAAACCAUUCCGUCGCAACCGACCCUGUUGAGAGCGCCAUCGUUUGGCUGGACGACCAAGCAGCUGUGCUCUCCCAGGACCAGAGGCAGCUCAAGACUUACAACGAAAUCUAUAAGGAGGCUCUCGAAAAACGACGGGCUACCAAGGCAGGCGAGUCCGUGAGGGAAAUGCAGAGGCUCUACAAGUUUUGGUCGCACCUGUUACUGAACGAGUUCAAUGCCGGAAUCUACGAAGAAUUCCGUGACCUGGCUUUCUCAGAUGCUUCACAGCAGCCGGCCUCGAAAACGGGCCUCAAGAACCUGCUCGGAUUCUACGAUAAGCUCCUGCUCAAGACCAACACUCAGAAGCCGUGGCCUCAGGACCGGGCCGUGCCCGAGAUCUUCACCGCUCAUCUGAACGAAGCUGUCGAACUCGAUGGCAGGACAGGCGUGAAAAGCGAGACUAGCAACUAA